AUUCUACUAUUAUCAUUUCAUACACAUUCAGGAUGUAUUACAAGUAUAUAAAAUCAAUCCCUGUAAUCCACUCGGACUUUUGACGUGUGUUGUGUUGUCGUUGUUCAUUGAUGUUUGUGGAGAUGGAAAAUGUCUUUCUGGAGCUGCGACUAAAAAUUAUUUACGACACUCUAGAACAAUUAACAGAAGUUUUGUUUAUUGUUUAUUUAUUGAUCUUCGGAUUAAGAAUAAAGGGACAGUUUAUACACACCACGGGAGACAUACUACUUGGGUCUACAACAAAAUAGCUGGUGUGUACCUAUCUGUGAUUCGCCCAUCACAACUGGGAAAAUAAUCGCGCUGAAUUCACGAUGGCAAAAUCUGUACCUUCCAUUUGCGUGGCUGGUGAAUGAUAAACGAGAAUAGAGUCGUUAUGGCAACUGCCUCAACACUCAGAAUUUGCAGCCAAAAACACAUCUUUUAUACAACUCAUUAGAAGGUUCUAGAAAGUUGUAUCACGUGAUGGCUUGUUGCUCAUCGAUUGGUUAAUUGUCACUCCUAUCCAACGAUUCAUUUUCAAAUCCACUGCACUUUAUUUUAUUGAUGCCCUUCCAUCAGAAGACAGAGGUAAAUUUCUCCCCUGUAGGAUUCGAAAUCAGAAUGUCAAGUGUUGUAGCUUCUACAGAGGAUCAGUAACUGUGUCACACUGAAUCUCCCCAAGAACUACAUUAAGGAUACACGUGUCUGUAGAGUUCUCAUCCACUUGCACAUUAAUUUCAUGAGCAGGCUGUUCCACUGAUUGGAUCAACUGGAACUCUCAUCAUUGUAACCAAUGGAGUGCAAAAGAUGUGUGAGUUUAGAGGGGUAUAUUAUUUGGGUGGAUACUGUGGUAGCUCUCGUGUUCCAGGUUACAGCUAACUGCAUCAAUUAGUAUUUUACAUCUCUGACAAAUAGAAUGUUGUAGGGAAGGUGGACAUUAAACGAUGAUAGUAUACCCUUCCCACGUGACAAGUGGUAUGAAUUAGUCACUAUAAAUAAGAGAGAACAAGAGAGUACCUGAAAUAUCAAAAAAGGAAACUAAUUCAAAAAUCCCUUCUGAACUGUUUAUCUUUGCCGUCGCUUGAGUGACAAGAAAUUAUUAAUCAUUAAGCAAAUACCAGUGGAACAGAUGACUAAAGAUGAAAGACAGACAGCUUUGAAUGAGGUGAAAGUUCUGUCGAUGCUUAACAACCCUUUUAUCAUCAAAUAUUAUGAGAACUUUCUAGAAGACAAAGCCUUAAUGAUUGUCAUGGAAUACGCACAAGGUGGGACAUUGUUUGAAUUAUUACAGAGCCGUAAUGGACAACUUUUGGAUGAAGAGGUCAUCCUGCAUUACUUUGCUCAGAUGCUGUUGUCUCUUCAACAUGUUGACUCCAAGCAAAUUCUUCAUCGAGACCUCAAGACACAGAACAUACUCCUAGAUAAAAAGAAACAGAUUGUCAAAAUCGGAGACUUUGGCAUUUCCAAAGUUCUUAGCAGCAAAAGUAAAGCUUAUACGGUUGUUGGUACCCCGUGUUACCUGUCUCCCGAACUCUGUUCUGGAAUGCCAUAUAACCAAAAAAGUGACAUCUGGGCUCUUGGUUGUGUUCUUUAUGAAAUGGUUACUCUGAAACGAGCCUUCGAAGCAUCGAAUCUUCCAGCUUUGAUCAUCAAAAUUGUUGGAGGAACCUUUGAACCAAUUCCUGAUAUUUACAGUGAAGAAUCGCGAUCACUCAUUCUAAGCAUGCUUCACCGAGAUCCUAGCAGACGACCAACCAUAAACCAGAUUAUCACACAACCUCGAAUUAUUAAUCAUGUUCUCUAUCUUUAUACUGACUGGGGCAAAAUUCCAUCAACCAGGGUACAAAGACCAUUGUCCAGUAUUCAGCCUUCAGCACGGAACAGACAGUCAGUGAGAGGAGGCAAUAAUAUAACAAACAGAGAUACUCUCUCAGAGAAAGCUCAGGCUGCGAGUUGUGUGUAUUAUUGGGGAGGUGGCAUUCCACAACCACUGAAAUUAACUCUGCCAAGUUGUGACACCCAAGUUAUUCAAGUGGCAGCAGGAAGAACGCAGAAAGCCGCUGUCACUAAAAGUGGUCGAUUAUUUGUUUGGGAGAGUACAGGAAUUACUACUGACAGUGUCUUACCUGGAGCUGUAGAGAAUUCUAGUCCUGCUUUUAUACCAAGAUACCUGGAAGGUCAAGCAGCCGUCACAAUUCAACAUGUUUCUUGUGGAGAUCUUUUUGCUGCCUGUCUAACAGAUCGAGGAAUUCUAAUGACUCUGGGAAGUGGUGCCAAUGGUUGCCUGGGACAUGGCAACUUUAAUGAUGUCACUCACGCAAAAAUAGUGGAAGCUCUUCUGGGUUAUGAAGUGAUGCAGGUGUCAUGUGGUGCAUCACAUGUUUUAGCAGUGACCAAUGAACACGAAGUAUUUGCUUGGGGGCGUGGAGAUAAUGGUCGUCUUGGAUUAACUACUCAAGAGAGCUGUCUUUCUCCAUCAGCUGUGCCGAUUCCUGAAAAUAUGCAGCCAUUUUCUGUCCACUGUGGUGUGGAUAGUUCUAUUAUAUUAACUGUGGACAAGAAACUUCUAAGUUGUGGCAAUAACAGAUAUAACAAACUUGGAUUAGACACAGAGGAAGAGAAUGUUGAUGUCAUCUUUAAGUUCACUGUAGUCAGUAGGUCGCCUUUAGGUGAGAAAGAAAUAAAAAAUGUUGCACUGGGCACAUCCCACACUGCAGUUGUGACAGUCAGUGGUGAAUGCUUCACAUUUGGUUCAAACCAGUUUGGUCAGUUGGGUUAUGAAACUGAAUUCUCUUCUCGCAGCCGACCUCAGCGUGUUGACAGCCUAGAGUCAUAUGUAACUACUACUGUAGCAUGUGGUGACACCUAUACCAUAGCAGUCACUGAAGAUUCAGAAGUAUUUUCAUGGGGAAACAGUUCUCGAGGUCGACUUGGCAGGAAUUCAGAAAAUAGUGGUAUCCCUCAGAAGAUUACUUUCCCAGAUGAUCCGUUCACUGUGACCUCAGUCUCUUGUAGCUAUGGUAACACUCUCAUUGCUACCAAACAUUAACACUCGUUCCAAUGAACUUGGUGCAGCUGUCUGCAUUAUAUCAACACAUAGUGAUGGCUGCAUUGGUAUCACUGUCACGUGACUGUCACAUGACUCACUUCUAUUCAUGCCUCACUAAUUGCACUUGAACAGGCAGACAGACAGACAGGCAGCAGAGAAGCCUUUAAUAAUAUACUUAUGUAAACUAUGGUUGUAAUGUAUGUGUGUAUAUACUGAUAAAUAAAUAUAUAUA
Octopus bimaculoides (California two-spot octopus) is the source of this 3299-nucleotide messenger RNA. Its product is annotated as serine/threonine-protein kinase Nek8. Lineage: Eukaryota; Metazoa; Mollusca; Cephalopoda; Octopoda; Octopodidae. Gene Ontology annotation, molecular function: ATP binding; protein kinase activity. Gene Ontology annotation, biological process: protein phosphorylation. The record is from RefSeq and is a predicted model, not a curated record.